Messenger RNA from Larimichthys crocea (large yellow croaker), 2340 nucleotides. It is a transcript of the gene slc25a47a, whose product is annotated as solute carrier family 25 member 47a. Gene Ontology annotation, biological process: transmembrane transport. Lineage: Eukaryota; Metazoa; Chordata; Actinopteri; Sciaenidae. The record is from RefSeq and is a predicted model, not a curated record. Gene Ontology annotation, molecular function: transmembrane transporter activity. The coding region runs from base 323 to 1222 and encodes 299 amino acids. The transcript has 7 exons. Gene Ontology annotation, cellular component: mitochondrion.
UAAUCCUCGUCGCUCAUUGGCUGAAUGCCGCAAGGGCUCCCAGCGCUGAAGUGCGUCACUGAUACCUUGUGAUGUUUGGCUUUGUGAGUCCGUGUGAGUGAAUGAAGAAGGCAGUUUCCGUGCGCGAACGUGCCCUUUUUAUAAAUAGUGAUCCUUUCGGCUAUUUUCGGCUAAAGUCGGAGCCAACGCUUUCAGUCGACCUUGUUUGGGCUAGCAGUCAGACACGCCUCUGGAUGUGACAGCAACACACUCAAGGUUACGACUGGAAGAAGAAUGGGCCCAGAUCUGACACAUAUCUGUUGGUCAGUCACCGUCUGACAGGAUGCAUAUCGCCGAUUUCGUGUCCGGAUCAUUUGCAGGGGCAUGUGGAGUUGCAGUGGGCUACCCUCUGGACACAGUGAAGGUCCGCAUCCAAACCCAGAAACAGUUCACUGGACUAUGGCAGUGUACAGUGGCCACAUUUUCAAAAGAAGGGGUCCAUGGCUUCUUCAAAGGAAUGUCCUUUCCCAUCACCACAAUCUCCAUGACUUCUUCAGUGGUGUUUGGCACAUACAGGAACUGCCUGCAAUGUCUAAGCCAGGCGCGAGGAGAUGGCUGUGGUCCAAACACCAAACUCGAAGUCUUCCUGUCUGGUUUGGUAGCAGGUAUAGCUCAGAUAUCAGUCAUGUCUCCAGGUGACAUUGUAAAAGUACGUCUGCAGUGUCAGACAGAGUCCAAGCGAGGAGGAACCAACAUUCCCAAACCCAGGUACCAUGGCCCAGUUCACUGUGUGCUGAGCAUUAUCAAAGAGGAGGGGAUCAUGGGGCUCUACAGAGGAGCACUCCCACUCAUGCUAAGAGACGGGCCAUCAUACGCCACAUAUUUUUUGACUUACGCAUACAUCUGUGAAUGGCUGACAGAAAACGGCAAGAAUAGACCAGAUUGGAGUGGUGUGAUGCUGGCCGGGGGAAUAGCAGGAAUGGCAGCUUGGACAAUAGGAACACCUAUGGACGUGAUCAAAGCGCGCCUGCAGAUGGACGGAGCACUGGGCAUGAAGCGAUACAAUGGGUUUUAUCACUGCAUCACUGAGACAGUGAGGACGGAGGGGGUAGGAGUGUUCUUCAGGAGCUUAGGCAUCAACUGUCUGCGAGCAUUCCCCGUCAACAUGGUGGUGUUUGUUACAUACGAGGUUCUCACUGGUUUCCUCCGAGGCGGACCUGACGGUGCUUCAUUUAGGGUUUGAGUAGUAUUGACCAGGGAUGGACUGGCAAUCUGGCAUACCGUGCAUUUGCCUGGUGGGCCGACGUGCUACGUGGGGGUUGUUGUGGGCUGCUCUGGUCCAAAAUGCCAGGGCCGAUUUUUUUGUCCCAGUCCGCCCAUGGUAUUGACUACCUCAAGUCUCAAUGUUCUGUUGGGGUUUGUCUUUCUGUUUAAUGGUACAUAAUGGCAAAGACAUGAAAAUGUAUUUUGCAUUGCAGUGUUCUUAAGAUUUUUUUUUUUUUCACUAACAUCUGUUACAUGUAUAAUAUUCAGUUAGAUAGGGUUAAGUAUCCUAAUAUGCUCAGGAAAAAUUGCAGUCAUGGGCACUGCUGGUGCCAUAGAUUGGAACAGCAACCUUCUAACCACUAGAUGGCAUCCAUGACCAGCAUGUUACUUCUGCUCCAUAUUGAUGAUCAGUAAACUGUCCACAAGACUAGUGUAGCUAGAAGAACAGUGUACCAAGAAAUGUUAACUUUAAUUUUAAUUUAAUGUUUUUAGACAGUUGAAUUAGAAAGUUAGGCUUUGACAACUGUGUUCAAAACCUUUUAAGGUCUGGGUGAGCUGCAGCACGCACAAUGCAACAAGCAUGGUACUCGUCCAUACCCAUGCAGCAUGUAGACAUAUCAAUGGCAACUCUUUUCCAGCUCAGCAGAAAAAUGGCAAGGCUGGACAGUCUGAAUAAAACAUAUUUUGAUAUUUUAAACCUUGGUGAAAUGUAUUUAUGAAAGGAUUAUCCUAUAAAUAGAAUUAUCAUGAGAAGCAGUAGACUCAGGUUCUGGCUAAAUGUUUGCAUAUCAGUACGGACAGAAAAGAUGCUGUUAAAAUCCAAUACUGAAAUCCUCAACGCAAACCGUCUGUAAACUGAACAUGUGACUCAUUUGUUUUAUUCCAUCCUAACAGUUAUAUUUCUCAAAAUACAAAUGUACAUUUUAAGCAGUGUUACUGAUGUAUGACUGAUUUCAGAGUGUGAGACAGUUAAAUCAGAGUUUCCCAACCCACCAGGGAAAAAAUGUGAAUUUGUGAAUGUGAAAAAUGUAUCUGUAUAAUUAUGAUGGACAUGCUUAUUGUGCCUUUCAUAGUAAAGGUUGUUGAUAAAUGAAA